Leptomonas pyrrhocoris is the source of this 1932-nucleotide messenger RNA. RefSeq lists its product as hypothetical. The transcript has a single exon. The coding region runs from base 637 to 1932 and encodes 431 amino acids. Lineage: Eukaryota; Euglenozoa; Kinetoplastea; Trypanosomatida; Trypanosomatidae. The record is from RefSeq and is a predicted model, not a curated record.
GGUCUCGUUCCGAACUCGGUAGCAGCGCACGCUGUGCAAGUGGGUCUCCUUCACCUGUGCGCGUGCAUGUAGGCGGUGAGUAUUCAAUAGCCAAUUAAACCUCUCUUCUACGCAGCAACAACUUUUUUCCCCCAUAUCGCGGCUCUUGUAUGGUCGUGGUUUAGCGAAGAAAAGGCUCACACAAUAGCAUUGUCGGUGGCACAUUUCGAGUAGCUCGCUGCACAUAUAUAUUUUUUCUUCGUUCUCCGUUGGCCUUAAACGAAACACAACGGAAGGUUCUCGCUUUACACGAACGCAAUAGUGGACGGGAGGAGUUUCUUAGUAUUUGUUUUACUAGGCAUUCGUAUCGCGUGCGUCACGACGUACAACUCGCAGGCCGCCCGAGAACUGUCCUGCUCAGAUUUCUUUUCGCGCUUGUUUCGGUGUAGCGUCCUCCGGUGCGGGAGAGACAAGUUAGACUCUGCUUUUUUAUUUUUUUUUUUAUUUCCUUGCUUGUAGGUUAUUUCUCGCUGUUUUCCUUUCCCUUUUCACGGUUGCUUCUCUAGUUCUUUUCUCCGUAGUGCACUCUUUUUUAUUAUUAUUUGGCCUCUUUCCCCUCGCCCCCCUCCUACUCUCCCCCACACCUGAAUUGCAGCCAUGUUGCGCCGCACUGUGCCCCGUCGGAUUAUGGCCGAGGCGAUCGGUCCCGUUCACCCAGAUGUGCUGUGGGGCUACCAGCAAGGCCAGUACGCCGGUCCCGGCUGGGCGCACUUCCUGAAGGCCCUGCCGAUAGAGACGCUCACGCUGCAGGGUGGCAGCACCAUGACGAACCUGAACGACCGCGUGGGGACGUUUCUCGACCCCGAGGACCCGCGGCACCCCAUCGCGUUGAUGCAGGUCGGUAUCAUGAACCACAUGGAUGGCGCCUUCCAUCAGCUGUCUUACGGCGACUUUGGGCAAAUCCCGAAGGGCUCGCGGCUCAUGCAAGUGCUCUACGAGAACUAUCUCGAGCCCUUCUCCAUGAACCGGGUUUGUGCGCAGCUGUACUUUUACCAGAAGGUGCCCAACAACUACCACGAAGCCGUCAAUGCCUCGGCCGAGUACGUGGGUCAGACGGCGUCCCUGGUCGGUCAGGUGAUUGUCGGUGUGGGCGCCUGCAUUAUGGAGGGGGUGACGAUCCGUGCCGACACGAACUGCGUCUACCUCGCCGAGGGAGUGCAGAUUUUAGAAAACACGUGCAUCAUGAGCGAUGCCCCGACGGAUCUGCUGGCUUACCAGCGUCACGAGCUGUUGAACCCCUACCAGCAGUGGGACGGCAUGGACGGCGUGACCCGCAUCAUGCCUAACACGAUUGUGGAGUGGAACUGUUACCUUGACAGCUGCUCCAUCGGCUCCUUCAACCGCAUCGGCCACAACACGAAGAUCAUGAAGGGCGUAACGACGGGUAUUAUGGUGCACAUCCUGCCCGGCAGCGUCGUGACGGCGGACACCAAGAUCGGCGACGGCGAGAUCUGGGGCGGCGCUCCGGCCCGCAAGCUGGGCGAUGUUAGCAAGUUCGAGUACAAGCGCCCCUAUUACCCGUCUCUGUUGCACAAGGAGAGCGUGGCGGAGUCGUACCGCAACAUGUCCCGCUACGGCGAUCAGGUGGUACACCGCGCCAACGCGGUCGGUGAGCUGGAAAGCUUGAUGAUCCAGUACGAGGACCACGUGACACCCGGCGUGAAGGCGCAGGUGCGCGACUUUGCGGAGGGCCGUGAGCCGUUCCACCACAUGCUGAAUCGCAUCACACAAGGUUGGUCGCCGGCGAACCGGCCGGAUGACAAAAACUUCGCCUUGGCGCCGCCCGCGCCGGGUGUGAAGAUCUUUGCGGAGCACAACACCGACUCUUUCGAUAGCGAGUGGCAUGGCACUUACAUGAACGUCACGAACUUCUUCAACGACUUCCGCUGGUAA